Xenopus tropicalis (tropical clawed frog) is the source of this 2984-nucleotide messenger RNA. RefSeq names its product stromal interaction molecule 1 (gene stim1). NCBI's taxonomy places the organism in Eukaryota, Metazoa, Chordata, Amphibia, Anura, Pipidae. The record is from RefSeq and is a predicted model, not a curated record. The transcript is spliced from 12 exons. Gene Ontology annotation, molecular function: calcium channel regulator activity. Gene Ontology annotation, cellular component: endoplasmic reticulum membrane. Bases 202 to 2517 code for a protein of 771 amino acids.
ACUUAUAUACCCCAUGUGACGGUGACGCCGCGCAUCACGUGUCAGUGACAUCACGGGGGGGCGGAGCCGGGCAGUAGGAACUGGCAGCAGCCCUGGAGCCGGACGGUAUCGGCGCUGCGGGACUUUUAAACAGCGACCCGGGGUACCGGCGGGCUUGGGAACAUCGGGAGCGUCCCGGGAAGGGCGGGAGUGUGGGGCGGGAUGCUGUGCUGCCGGACUCUGCUGUGGGCUCUGUGCGCCUCCUUCCUGCAGCCGGGCCGGACCCACAGCCCUACCGAGACUGCCCCGGAGGAUCCCAUUCUCAUCGAAUUCUGCCGGAUAGACAAGGUCCUGUGCCACAAUGCGGACGAGCUGCUCAGCUUCGAGGCGGUGAUGAGUAUUCACAAGCAGAUGGACGAUGAUGCCAACGGCAAUGUGGAUGUUGAGGAGAGUGACGAGUUUCUCAGGGAAGAUCUGAAUUACCACGACCCCACAGCCAAGCACAGCACUUUCCAUGGGGAGGACAAGCUGAUCAGUGUGGAGGAUCUCUGGAACUCGUGGAAAACAUCCGAAGUCUAUAACUGGACCGUGGAUGAAGUUGCCCAGUGGCUGAUCACAUAUGUGGAGCUGCCCCAGUAUGAAGAGACCUUCCGGAAGUUGCAGCUGAGCGGAAGAGACAUGCCCAGGCUGGCAAUCGCCAACGCCACCAUGACUGGCACCCUGCUCAAAAUGACCGACAGGAGUCAGAGGCAGAAGCUUCAGCUCAAGGCUUUGGACACAGUGCUGUUUGGGCCCCCCUUGUUGACCCGGCACAACCAUCUCAAGGACUUCAUGUUGGUCGUGUCCAUAGUCAUCGGGGUGGGAGGCUGCUGGUUCGCCUACAUCCAGAACCGCUACUCCAAGGAUCACAUGAAGAAGAUGAUGAAGGACCUGGAGGGGCUGCACCGGGCUGAGCAGAGUCUCCAUGACUUGCAGGAGAGGCUACAGAAGGCCCAGGAGGAGCACCGCACGGUGGAGGUGGAGAAGGUUCAUCUUGAGAAGAAGCUUCAGAAUGAGAUCAGCCUGGCCAAGCAGGAGGCCCAUCGGCUACGGGAGCUCAGGGAGGGCACCGAGAAUGAACUGAGCCGCCAGAAAUACGCAGAGCAGGAACUGGAACAGGUGCGUAUGGCCCUGAAAAACGCCGAGAAGGAGCUGGAGUCGCACAGCAACUGGUCGGCCCCGGAGGCGCUACAGAAGUGGCUGCAGCUGACGCACGAGGUGGAGGUGCAGUACUACAACAUCAAGAAGCAGAACGCAGAGAAGCAGCUGCUGCUGGCGAAGGAGGGGGCAGAAAAAAUCAAAAAGAAGAGAAAUACGUUAUUUGGGACGUUUCACGUGGCGCAUAGCUCCUCCCUCGAUGAUGUCGAUCAUAAAAUCCUCACAGCAAAACAGGCACUCAGUGAAGUGACCGCCGCUCUCCGUGAGCGUUUGCACCGCUGGCAGCAGAUUGAGACCCUCUGUGGCUUCCAGAUUGUGAACAACCCCGGUCUCCAUGCGCUGAUGGCCGCUCUGAACAUAGACCCCAGCCUUAUGGGGGUGUCACGCCCCGCACCCACACACUUUAUCAUGUCGGACGACCUGGAUGACUUGGAUGAAGAGAUUAUAUCUCCCAUCACUAUGCAAUCACCCAACCUGAGCAGCCUUCGGCAGCGGCACGUGGACUCCCAGCUUGCCCUCGGAUCCCAGAGGUUGGUAGAAGGAUACUUGGUGAGCCAGAGCGAGGCCACCCCACAGAUCCAUUACCGUCCCAGCAAGGUGUCUCUCCACCGAAUGCGCAGUCUCUCUUCUGGACAGUCUUUCAGCUCUGAGCAUCACCCUGGCGCUGUCUCUUCCGCCGCCUCUCCCUCUACGUGCCCCCCAUUUUCCACUUCCCCUCUGCCUCCUCCAGGGCCGCACUCUCAUCCUGUCUAUUACCAUCACUCUACCACUUACUAUGUGCAGAUGGACUCCCUUCCUGAUCUGCCCCCUGAUGUCACUUCGGGGAUCCCAUGUCGCUCCCCCAGCGUUGGGGACCUGAGUCGCUCAGAUUCGGAGUCUUCCCUCCCGUACGUGACUGAGCCGAGGGCCGGGGGCCACACGUCCAAGAUCCCCAGCUCCAAAGCUUUGCCCAGAACCCUGGAAGAGACCCCCAACGGGGGCAACCGCCACUUAGAACUGGCAAACGUCAGCGCCGCCGCGCAGGAGAGUCUGCCCGAAAGCCCCCAGAUGGGCAAAAAGUUGUCGGAAAAGGCCCCCAGCCUGGGGGAGAUCAGCGCCGCCGGUACCGCCCAGUCCCAUUCGGACUCUUCCAGAUCCCACAGCCCAAGCUCCACAGAAGCAGACACGCCGUCCCCCGAAUCCAAGCACAACAAUUCCAAGGGGGGCGGCACCCGGAUCCCCCAACUGGCGGGGAAGAAGGCGGCGGCGGAAGACGACAGCGGCUCCACCGGGGAGGACACGGACUCGCUCACCGGCAAGAAGAAGCUGACGCUGAAAAUCUUCAAGAAGCCAAAGAAAUAAGGACUACGCCAUUGUUCCCCGAGGAGCAAAGGAACCCCCCCGGGGUAAUGGGAGUCGUCGCUGUUACCCCCCCUGGCUGGGGAGUUGGACCUUAUUGCUCUCCCACCCCCAGGGGGCGCGGUGCCGCCGACACACACACGUGGGGGGGGGGGAGGCUGUUCAUCCGCUGGGGCAGAAUCCGCUUUGCCUCCCCCCCCCGUAUAAGUGGGGGUGUCCUUGCUUGGCUAUGCAUGGCUUCUGGGCCAACCAACCAGCACCUGAACCAGGGCAUUGCUUUAUUUCUAUUGGGUGAGGGGAGAGGAGGGGAUUCAGGACUUACUGGUUUAUUCUGGGGGGGGGGGGGGGGGGGAGACGUUUGCAAAGUUUUGUCUUUUUUUCAUGUUUUUGUUUUAUGUUCCUUUCUCUCUUUGCUUCCUAUGGGCAUGCGGAUACAUACGGGAAAUUCAAUAAAAAAUCCUAAAAUCCUA